Micropterus salmoides (largemouth bass) is the source of this 1089-nucleotide messenger RNA. RefSeq lists its product as uncharacterized. The record is from RefSeq and is a predicted model, not a curated record. NCBI's taxonomy places the organism in Eukaryota, Metazoa, Chordata, Actinopteri, Centrarchiformes, Centrarchidae. The transcript is spliced from 7 exons. The coding region runs from base 1 to 1089 and encodes 362 amino acids.
AUGCGGGGUCCGUACAACAUCUCAUAUAUUGAAGUGAUCCCAAGAUCAGAUUGCUGCAUUUAUGAUCAACAGGGGGCUGAAAUCCUCAUUGGUAACUCACUGGAGAACAAUGGCAACAACAAUCCCAGAUGUGGAGUCAUCACUGUGAUCAAUGAAAUUAAAUAUGUCUUUAACUGCGACCAGAUGGAAGGACGUUACGUCAAUGUUUUCAUCCGUGGUGUAGGAAGGCGACUUCAGCUUUGUGAGGUCAAAGUGUACGCCACUACAACCCUUACAGGAACCAACGUGGCACCGAGAGGAGUAGCCACACAGUCUGGAAGACCAGCUUCUGCAGCAACAGCUCCACAAAUGGCCAUUGAUGAAGACAGUGGGAAGGAUCCACAAAGCACCUGUGCUUCAGUUCCACUGCAAGACAACCCCUGGUGGCAACUGGACCUGAGGAGUAUCUACAAAAUAACAGCUGUGUCUGUCACCAGCAUCAGCGACUGCUGCUCAGAGGAGCUGGACGGUGCUGAGAUCCGCAUCGGUCUCAAAAAUGACACCAGCAACCAAAGGUGUGCCAUCAUCUCCAUUGCAACGGGACAGAGCAAAUACAACUACCAGUGUGGAAUAAUGGAAGGUCGCUUUGUCCAUGUUGUUCUUCCUGGACUACAGAAGAAUUUGACACUUUGUGAAGUACAGGUGUAUGUGCUUGACUCGAAGAAGAGAUCUGUGUUGAAGAUCCGCACUGACUUUGACAUGAGUGACCCGGUCAUUCAACAACAAAUCUUGAAGCAGCUGGAGACAAAUAUGAAAAGCAAGAGGAUCAGUGACUUCAAGAUCAGCUGGAGGACGUCAGGACGAGUUUCACGCAAGACUAAAGACAACAUAUACCACCUCAUCAAUGGCUCCCUGAUCUGGUAUGAGGCUCAGAGCUUCUGCAGAGUAGAGUGCACCAACCUGGCCACCGUGAACAACAUGGAUUGCAAUAACAUGCUGGUCAACACGUUGGGCAGUCAUGUGACAUACAGCUGGAUCGGGCUUUGGGCAGGUGGAACUCACAGACAAUGUAUGGUGCGGACAGAUGUCUCACACGGGUGUGUGGAAUGA